UAAAUUAUUAGCAUAAAUUGUUUUCGCAUUCAUUUGGUAGUGAUAGUUAUUGCAAAAAGACGUGUUUCAUGUCGUGCUGAAAUCAUUACUAAACAGAAUGACGGGAACUAAAGCAAAGCAAAGGACUGUCAAGGACACCAACGGCAAACCGAAGACCAAAGACGAACCAAAGAAGACCAAAUACUGGGAACCUUUGACGGAGGGUGUCAAGUGGAUUGAAAAGUAUGGCGAGAAUCUGGAGAACUUCUUUGAAAGGCUACCCGAGUUCAUCAGCACAUUCAUAGCCACUUUCGCCAUAUUCACAUUUGGAGCUACAUUAAGAGGCGAAUGGGUGGUGAUCCUUGUAACAGCUCUGAAGCAGCUGAGCGGCCACACACAAAACAGCACCAAUGGCACCACAGAGCUGUUGGAGUUGUUCACCUCCAGAAACCUUAAGAUGGAGAACUUCACGCCCAUCUUCAUUGGAGCCCACGUGGUCUCUAUGAGCAUGUACUUCUUGAUCGGAGGCUUCUUGCACUGGUACUUCUACCUGAAUAGAAGACAUGUAGCAAAGGAGUGGAAGAUCCAGCCUGAGAAGUGGUUGUCCCCUGAGCUCGAACGCCACGAGAUCAUGGUCGGCACCUUCUCUCUGCUCGUGACUGGCAGCUUCUCUGCUUUCUUAGCCUGCUAUAUUUACAAUGGCAACCCAUCCACCAUCUACUACCAGUUCGAUGAGUACGGCUGGCUGUGGUUCUUCUUGCAGUUCCCUGUUAUCUUCUUGUACCAGGACUACACGACCUACAUCCUCCACCGUCUGUACCACACCCCAUGGCUGUACAAGCACUUCCACAAGCUCCACCACAAGUACAAGCAGCCGACCGCUUUCUCCGUGACCGCCAUCCACCCAGUCGAGAUCAUGCACGUCCAGCUCACCAUGUGUCUGCCACUCUUCACCAUCCCUGUUCACUGGGCAUCUUUCUACAUAAUUGCCAUCUACGUGUACUACCACGGCAUCAUCGACCACUCCGGCAUCAACUUCAAGGCUCAGUGGUGGCAGCCGUGGCAGCCUGACGCAGAGUUCCACGACCAACACCACGAGUUCUUCCAUUGCAACUUUGGAUUCAAUAUGUCGCUUUGGGACAGACUACACGGUACAAUGAGGAAGACAUAUCGCGCGUACACAGAAGAGACCUUCCACGGUGAGGCACCAGCACUCGACACCGCCGAAGGCAAGGCUAUUUUAGCUCAAAACCCAGACUUAAUCGAGAGCAAAGUUUUAAACGAAGAAAUUCCCGAAAUUCUAAAUAGCAUCAAAAAGACAUCGUAAUCAGUAAAUAGAUAAUUUAAAUAUAUAGCUUUAGGACAUAACUUUUUGGAUAAUAAUCAUAGGCAAUUUGAAUACUAUAAGUAAUUAGAUUGAACAUUUUUGAUCAAAUAUGUAUAAAGAUUAUGUGAUAUCAGACACCACUAAAACCAUUGUUCGUCAUUCAACUCCAUCUGUUUCAAGCAAAACUAAGAGCAAAAAGUACUGAUACAAUCAUUGCUCCAAAACAGAACUCAUUUAUGAUAAAAUACUAAAAAUAGAUACAAUCAAUUGUGAUAAUAAAAUGUUAUUAUAGAUAUUGGUGAUAAUAGAUACCUAGUUAUAUUUAUUACAACAUAAUAAACGUUUUUUGUGGGAAA
Molecule: messenger RNA, 1662 nt
Organism: Trichoplusia ni (cabbage looper)
Lineage: Eukaryota; Metazoa; Arthropoda; Insecta; Lepidoptera; Noctuidae
Product: delta(7)-sterol 5(6)-desaturase erg32-like
Exons: 7
Coding region: 98-1306 (402 amino acids)
Biological process (GO): sterol biosynthetic process
Molecular function (GO): C-4 methylsterol oxidase activity; iron ion binding
Source: RefSeq, a predicted model, not a curated record